GUUUAUGGUGUCGUGUUCAACCCUCCAAUAAUGAAUCGGGUUGAUGCUUCAGCGUUUCGGCAGGGUGGCGAGGUGCGUGACACCUUCUUUGGCCCCCGUGUGCCGCCCCUCGUCAAGGCCCUCUUUGCACACGCAAACGUCAAAGCAGCCUCCGCUUGCUUCAAAGCGACACUGGCGGCCGUGCGGGAUCAGGAGACCCCACAUCUGGACGAACUUGCCGAAACGCUUGGCGCAACACAGGAUGAGGUGCAGAGGUUACUUGCAGGAGCACAUGCGCUGAUCUCGGCCGUCACACAGAUCCCGCCAACGAGGUUGAAACCGCGGUCACUGGAGGAGGACCUCGACUACCUCCAAGCACCGCCAGCGCUCAAGAAGCUGGUCAUGCGGCUGGCAUUCAAGGACAGACCUGAUCCUGCGGAGCACUCGUCGCUACCAUCCCUGGAUCAGCUCAAGUGGCGUGUGGACGUCGCCAUCUCCACCAGCUCGUUGAAGCGAGUGCUGCAGCCAAGUGUACUCAUGCAAAUGCGCCUCUCAGAUGGAACCCUGCGCACCUUCGAGGUGCCUGUUCACAAGUUCCACGAGCUUCGUUACAACACAGCGUUUGCACUGAAGGAGAUGAUUGAAGUUGCUGCCAAGCCGGCCGUGCAAGGGGCAGCCCCACCAGCACACUGAACAGUGUGCAUGUGUGUCUGUCUGUGCAUGUGUGCAUGUGUGUGUCUGUGUGCGAAUGUGUGUGAAUGUGUUCGCUGUGUUCGCAUCAACCAUCCCAUCAAUCAAGCAAUCAAGCAAGCAAGUCGAGAGAAGAAGCAAGUCGAGAAGCAAGUCACUCAUAAACAAGGAGG
Molecule: messenger RNA, 842 nt
Organism: Salpingoeca rosetta
Lineage: Eukaryota; Choanoflagellata; Craspedida; Salpingoecidae
Exons: 7
Coding region: 31-672 (213 amino acids)
Cellular component (GO): nucleus
Source: RefSeq, a predicted model, not a curated record